Messenger RNA from Trachymyrmex septentrionalis, 960 nucleotides. It is a transcript of the gene bc10, whose product is annotated as bladder cancer-associated protein. Lineage: Eukaryota; Metazoa; Arthropoda; Insecta; Hymenoptera; Formicidae. The coding region runs from base 280 to 522 and encodes 80 amino acids. The transcript has 3 exons. The record is from RefSeq and is a predicted model, not a curated record.
UCGAUACAAACGUCGUAUCACAUACCAUAUCGUAGCAUCGUCACUUGUAUGGUGAAACCUUCCACCAUGGUCACUUGUCACCUGAGCCAACCGCAGCUGAUCACGACGUCACAUGAUCGACGACGAGAAAUGUACGUCCGAUGUUAAAAGAUGAUGAAUCGCAUGCGAUGAUGCUUCCAAAUGAGGUCCUGUCGUAGACGAGAUAAUCAUCCGACGUGAAAGAGACGUCACGAAACUCUGACGAGUGUAAUUCUUAUCAUCCCAUACGAUCCAGAGAAAAUGUACUGCCUACAGUGGCUGAUCCCGGUGCUGCUGAUACCGAAACCCGUGAACCCAGCGCUGCUGCAAACCCACGUCAUGUUCAUGGCACUUUAUCUGAUUGGGUUCUUCCUGGAGCGCAAGCCCUGCACUAUCUGCAGUCUCGUGUUCCUCGCCGCUGUCUUCCUCAUUUGUUACAGUGGAAUAGGCAAUUGCCUGCUCUGGAGCACAAAUUGUGACACAGUAAGAUGCGAUAAUGGCUAAGAUCAUGCCAACUGUGUUUAACUCAAUCAUAUUUAGAGAAUUAUCCUCUUGUCUUUUCCAUUGCGUGUGUACACGAGUGAAUUUUUGCCAUUCUCUUCCUUUUUCUCUCCAUACUCUGGCAUAAUACACGAAAGUAGCUUUUCAAUCCGUAUUUUGCUAGCAUCUGUUUUGCCCAUAUUGUGAAAGCGAUGCCUUUAGUAUUUAGGUUUAACAAGUUUAGAUUUUCAAAUUAUCAAAAUUUGAGUCUAAUGUUCUAUAACAUCAUGUUUUAUUGAACAUUUUCAUGCUAAAUUUAUGUAGAGUUCAAAUUUUGAAAUUUUAAAUAAGCAAAAAUGUGAUACGAUGUAUUUGAUGAGAUUCAUAUAUAGUUUGAGUUUGGUCACAAUUGUUGAGUGGAGUCAAGUAAAUUUUCAGAUUUUAACGUUAUGUAGUCUUUUU